Molecule: messenger RNA, 2416 nt
Organism: Cannabis sativa
Lineage: Eukaryota; Viridiplantae; Streptophyta; Magnoliopsida; Rosales; Cannabaceae
Product: probable glycosyltransferase At5g03795
Exons: 4
Coding region: 394-2151 (585 amino acids)
Molecular function (GO): glycosyltransferase activity
Source: RefSeq, a predicted model, not a curated record
UUGAAGUUAAUUAUUUAGGAGAAUGAAGUUUCGAGUUAUUUUAUAUCGGUGGGAUAUAGAUGUAUAGAUAUAGGUACAUUAAUAGCUAAGGUUUUGGUAACAAAGGGGGGCAAAAUAGGAAACUCAGAAAGUUUGCAUGAAAAACUCGGUAAUAGAGGACUAUACAAGAGGACGCCUGGCGUGAUGCUUCAACCAUUUAGUACCAAAUGUUCUUCUUCCCAUAAACCAAAAUCACUUUCCUUUUCUUUCUUUCUCUUCUACUUUUUCCUUCUUCUUCUUAUUAUUACUAUUAUUUACAAAUAAAAUAGCUAGGAUAGCGACAAAACAGUUAUAUAUAUCAAAAGAUCAUCAUGCUUUAGUUUUGAUCUUGGUUUCAAUCAGCCUUAUAUAUAUAUGUUAUGUAAGUUAAAGAAUAUAUACAAUAUGGUGAAUAGUAACAAAAAAUCAUGGUCUGCAUGUUGGACCAGGACAUCAUCAUCAACUCUUUUGCUGCUCAUGAUUCCAUUGGUAGUGAUUUCUGGGUUUGUUUCAGUUUUGGGACCCAAAUCUUCCAACUGGGUUUCCAUGUCCAACUUCACUAAAUGGAAUUCAUCAUCAUUAACAUCAUCAUCAUCAUCAGCAGCAGCAGAAGGAGAUCUUUUAAAGGGUAUUUCUGUACUUUCAACUCCAAAUGAUGAUCAUAAUGGUGUUUUGGGUUUGAGGUCAAACUUGGUGGUGCUUGACAAUAAGAACAAUGUAGAAGAAGCUAUUACUACUUCAGCUUAUGAGUCUCCACUAAACCAAUCUUCUUCUUCUUCUUCACCACUUACCAUUAAUAUUGAAGCUGAUGAUCUCUCUCCAUCUUCUCAUCAAGAACAUAACACGACCAAAGAAGAAAUUAUUACUAGUAACAGUGAUGAAUCUGGUGGGGAGAUUGUCGUUUCUUUGGGAAUUAAUAUUAAUGAAUCUGAUCAUGAAAUUCCACCUAUUAUAAGAGCUAGACGACAAAGAGUUUAUACCAAAUUGGAAAGGCUAGAGGGGUCUUUAAUUAGAGCCCGAUCUGUAAUUAGUGAGGCCAAAAUUGGAAAUCAGACUCAAGAUUCCCAAUAUACCCCUGAUGGUCCAAUGUAUUGGAAUCCCAAAGCUUUUCACAGGAGCUACUUAGAAAUGGAAAAACAAUUUAAGGUGUUUGUUUAUGAAGAAGGAGAACCACCAUUGUUUCACAAUGGGCCUUGUAAGAGCAUAUAUUCCAUGGAAGGAAAUUUCAUCCACGAGCUUGAAAUGAAUAGCCAGUUUCGAACAAAAGAUCCCCAAAAAGCACACGUUUUUUUCUUACCUUUUAGCGUUACAAUGUUGGUUCGUUAUGUUUAUGUUCGAGACUCCCACGAUUUUAGUCCCAUACGACAAACCGUAAUUGACUAUGUUAAUGUCGUUUCUUCCAAAUACCCCUUUUGGAAUCGUAGCCUUGGAGCUGACCAUUUCAUGCUCUCUUGCCAUGAUUGGGGGCCAGAAGCAUCAUCCUCUGUUCCUAACCUACGCAAAAACUCAAUAAGGGUAUUAUGCAAUGCCAACACCUCCGAAGGUUUUAACCCCACAAAAGAUGUUUCCUUCCCCGAAAUCAACCUCCUAACCGGGCUAACCGAUGGUUUUCUAGGCGGUCCUUCAGCUUCGAAGCGUCCGAUUCUUGCUUUUUUCGCAGGAGGGCUUCAUGGCCCAAUUAGGCCUAUUUUACUAGAGCAUUGGGAGAACAAAGAUGAAGACAUGAAAAUACAUCAGUACCUUCCCAAAGGGGUAUCUUACUAUGACAUGUUGAGAAAGAGCAAGUACUGCAUUUGUCCUAGUGGAUAUGAGGUUGCGAGUCCAAGGAUAGUUGAGGCCAUCUACACAGGCUGCGUGCCUGUCCUCAUAUCCGAUCACUAUGUACCGCCUUUUAGCGAUGUUCUUAAUUGGAAAUCCUUCUCGGUAGAGGUACCGGUUAGCGAAAUUCGAAAUUUGAAGAAAAUUCUAAUGAGCAUUUCUCCUAGGCAAUACAUAAGAAUGCAGAGGAGAGUGGUUAAAGUGAGGAAACACUUUGAGGUUAACUCUCCUCCUAAGAGAUUUGAUGUGUUUCACAUGAUUCUUCACUCGGUUUGGCUUAGAAGACUGAAUAUUAGAGUCCGUGAUGAUCUUUGAAUGCAUGAGAUUAUUUGAUUCAAUUCAAGUGUGUAGUUUGGUGGUUUUGUAUGGUCUAAGAUGAUCAUGAUUAGAUUCUUUUUCCUUAAUUUGGUCCAAUAAUCGUGUAUUUUUUUUCAAGCUUUGGUGACUUAGAUAGCCUUUAAAUUAGAUAAUCAAUUAAUAAAUUGUAAAAAAAAAAUCAUGUUUGUAUUAUUUUUUUUUUGUUCUACGUUUUCUGUAUUUGGCUGUCAUAGUAAUCCAAAUGGAGAUUAAAUUUCAAGAA